UGAGGAUAGACAGUUCCAUACGAGCGCUUCGCACGGUCGUUUUAUAUACAGGCGUUUCAAGCUCAUCGUCGUCGCGUGACAAUUGGCGAAAACUAUCGUACAGAAUACAAUUGGUAAACAAACAAACAAACAAACAAACAAGCUAAAGGGCAGAAAACAAAGACGACGCGACGCAGCGAUUCUAAACCGUGAUUAUACAAAUCAGUGACUCCGGCUGCUGAAGCCCCAACCGUCACCGAACAAACUUCGGGCAUUAACUAUAAACAGUGAAGAUGAUUCGGUGUUCGAUUAUCUCGGCAGCUGUUGUGCUGUGUCUUGCUGUCGCCUACAGCGAAGGCUCGGCUAUUCCAAUGUGGGAAUUCCUGUCGAAGGAAGAAAAAAUGAGUCACUUGUACAGAGUGUUCAGCAAACAGGUGGCAAAAUAUUGCGCAGAUUCAUCGAAGCCUGAUUGCAACAAAAAUCUGCUAGUCUCAGGCCUCAGAAACCUGGCAAACAUGGACGAGGAUUAUCUCAACACAAUGGACCCCUACCAGCGCGGUGCCACGGAAAUGAUUUGGCACGCUUUGUUGACCAACGACGAUUUCGAAUCUACAUUCGAACGUGAGGGAGAUUCCUUGUACUACUAUUCUGAAGCUGAUCGUUUCGGCGACAACUUUGGCAGUGAUAAUAACGGCCUUGCUGAAGAGUCUUCGGCGCCUUCCGGCGACUAUGUUCGUCCGGCCGGUCACACUGGGCCUUACUUGAUGGGCCCAAUGGUGAUCCGAGUGCUUCCUGACGGCCGCCCUGUUCCCGGAGAUUCGAAACUUCCGCUGCCCCGCGACGAGGACGUCGACGAUCUGAAGUACGCGAAGUUGCCGUCCAUCGCGGAAAUCGAGUCGAGGUCUUUUUUCUUCGGCAAGUCGCUUGCCUCGUCGGGAAAACCCGCUAAACGACCGAUAUUCUCCGUCGGGCAGCAGAAACCAAGCGUAAUUCUCACUACCAGACGAUCCGGAAAUCAGCAGAAGAAUCCGCUUUUCGACGACAGAGCUCGCGGUGAAAAAGAUAUCUUCGACAGCUACGAGCGAUCCAUUCGAUAUUAUUAAAAAUCUGAGAAGUUUUCUUGUUAUUUCCGUUAUUUUUUCAUAUCUUUUUUUUUUUUUUUUUUUGAUUCGAUUUGACAAACGUCAAUUAUUUUUGACGAUAUUUUUUAGUGAUAGUGAUUAACGAUUGCUUAGCCAAAAAAAAAAAGAACAAACACCUUAUUCUGAUGGAAAAAAAUCGUAUAUAGUUUAACUU
This is a messenger RNA of Diprion similis, 1275 nucleotides long. It is a transcript of the gene Reg-5, whose product is annotated as rhythmically expressed gene 5 protein. The transcript has 4 exons. NCBI's taxonomy places the organism in Eukaryota, Metazoa, Arthropoda, Insecta, Hymenoptera, Diprionidae. Bases 273 to 1082 code for a protein of 269 amino acids. The record is from RefSeq and is a predicted model, not a curated record.